AUGAAAUCAAUUAGACUCCACCAAGUCAGUGGAAUAAAUCAAAUACACCAAAGACUAUGUAGCACCAAACUUAUUUACUCUGAAUAUGGGGACCCACUGAAAGUGCUCAAAAAAGAACCAGAUGAAAUUCAGGAGCCCAAAGAAAAUCAAGUCCUAGUUCAAAUGCUAGCUGCUCCAGUGAACCCAGCUGACAUCAACACCAUCCAAGGCAAAUACCCUUCCAAACCCCCAUUGCCUGCUGUUCCAGGAAAUGAAGGAGUUGCCCAAGUGGUGAAGCUAGGCUCUGGUGUCUCAAACAUCACCAUUGGAGACCAUGUUGUACCCCUCACAAACAACCUAGGAACAUGGAGAACUCACCUAAUCCUACCUCAAGAAAACCUACUCAAAAUACCAAAAACUUUGGGAAUAGUAGAAGCAGCCACACUCACAGUGAACCCAUGUACUGCUUACAGAAUGCUGAGGGACUUUGCUGAUCUUAAACCUGGUGACACAGUGAUACAAAAUGGGGCAAACUCAGCUUGUGGGCAAAAUGUAAUACAGAUUUGUCGCUCAUGGGGGCUGAAGACAGUGAAUAUAGUGAGAAAUAGGCCUGAUAUAGAUAAGUUGAAAGAGUUUCUGACUAGUCUUGGGGCCUCAUUUGUACUGACUGAGGAAGAAUUGAGGACUACAGAUAUUUUCAAGACUGAUAAGAUUGAGAGGCCUAGGCUUGCGCUGAAUUGUGUGGGAGGUAAGAGUGCUCUUGAAAUAAUGCGUUAUUUGCAAAAUGGUAGCCCUCUUGUUACUUAUGGUGGGAUGUCUAGAGAACCUGUCACUGUUCCAACCUCAGCUUUGAUUUUCAAGGAUCUGCAAAUUUGUGGGUUUUGGAUGACUAGAUGGACGAAGGAGAAUGCUGGAAUUAAAGCUGAAUCUACAACUGUAAGAGUAGCUUCAGAGCCAGCUGCAGAUCAAACCACCCCAUUGGCUGUUGAAACAACAGUGGCGCCAAUGGACGAAACAACAGUAGUUCAAAUGGACGAAACAACAGUAGUUCAAAUGGACGAAACGACAGUAGUUCAAAUGGACGAAACGACAGUAGUUCAAAUGGACGAAACAACAGUAGUUGAAAUGGAUGAAACAACAGUAGUUUAA
Molecule: messenger RNA, 1128 nt
Organism: Phaedon cochleariae (mustard beetle)
Lineage: Eukaryota; Metazoa; Arthropoda; Insecta; Coleoptera; Chrysomelidae
Source: the annotation of a GenBank genome assembly